AUAAUUUUGAUUUAUAACUAGCUCCGCCUAUCAUAAAAAUGGCUUCUAAAGGUGUAGUGCUCAUUCCUUCUAACAAGGUUCGCUGUCGCAAUCUCGACCCACUUCGCUUCGUCAUCAAAGACAUUAGACAUGGGAACACCGAGGCUGUUAUGAAGGCACUGAAUUCUUCUCCCGAGCUGUCUGGGAUCUUCCGAGCUCGUCUAAUGGCCGAUCGCGUCCCUAAAGGCCGUUCCCCUCUCGUUACAGCAUCGCAACACAAUAGGAUAGACCUACUGCACUAUAUACUUGAAAACUAUCAAGCCAAUUUAGAACAAGAGACAUCGACCGAUAUAGAGGGCGGGCAUCCAGUGGAAGGAGCCACACCUCUUUGGACAGCCUCUACUCUGGGUCAUAUCGAUAUUGUCUCUGACCUAAUCAGGAGAGGAGCAAACAUAGAACACACGACAGACUCGCGGUCCAGCCCGCUUAGAGGAGCAGCUUUUGACGGACAUUUGGACGUUGUGAAGUAUCUAAUAGAGCGAGGAGCAGACAUUGAUAAGCCAAAUCAAGUAGGGCAGAGCCCACUGACAAUCGCUGCUGCCAUGAAGAAAGAAGAAACCGUCAAGUACUUACUUGAGAAAAAGGCCAACAUUCAUCACAAGGGUCAUAACGGGGACACCCCUCUUCACGUUGCUGUGGAAUCAGGCUCUAGCGAAAUAACAAAACUACUCGUUGAAGCAGGCGCCAAAAACAUACCAAAUGAUGUCGGAUACACACCAGCGAUAAUGGCAUGUUGCUACGGUCACCAAGAUAUCAUGAACUACUUGAACAGCACCUUUGUUCUAGAGCAACAGGAGCUGUACGACUGUUACUGUCUCCUUGUGGCUAAGGAGGUUCUUAGCUCUGACUUGAGUGCUGCUUUGGAUUGGCUAUUGAAAGCAAUUGAAGUCCGUAACGCUCACCCAUUGAUAUCAGCAGAACUAGAUAAGAGACCUCUAGAAGACAUAUAUGAUAAAAUGAGAGAGCCGUCUACUGAGGCCGAGGCCCGGGCUAUACUACGCAACAACAUGGAGUCCUUCUUUCUCUGUGCCAUGUAUUGCGAACGUAUCCUUGGAGCGAUACAUCCAACUACUCCAUUUUAUAUCAGAAUCAGUGGGGACAUGGCCCUAGAGGAGUCAAGACAUGACAAGUGCAUGCAGUUGUGGCUGAGGUCCCUCCAGUUUGAUAAUGCUGCUAGAAUGGCGUACGAGCUUCAAAUAAUAGAAGACCUUCUUUUUAGCGUUAGAGGGUUCUGUAGUAUGCUUGAUGCUGGCUAUGUCCCCCAAAUACAUCAGCACUUUCAGUGGGGAGUGAAGGAAUUCAAAAUGGCCAAAGAGAGUAAGAUAAGUGAGGUCGAUGUAGCGUAUUGUCUCUGCCGGAUGUUAGCAGUAUGGUUCAAAGUCCUGGAGCAUUCACCUGAGAAUAAGUCAGAAGAAAGGAAGAGAUUAGACUCUGCAGUUGAGACUCUUGUCAGUUUAAUGGAAGGCAAAGAGACUCCUUUACUUGUUGCAUGUCUCCAUGACAUAACUGGAGCACCAAAGACCAACAGUGCUGUCACCAGUGUUGCUAAUGCUAAGCUACCUUUACACUCUGUUGUUGAGGUACUAAUAGAAAAUGGCUGCCCCGUCAAUUGCGAGGAUUUGGUUGGCAACUUUCCGCUUCACUUGGCUGUGAAACUAAAAGAGGACAGCUCCCUCGAUUGUGUGAAGACUCUCAUUGAAUAUGGCGCCCAUUUAGAUGCAGUUAAUCACUGCAACGAGUCUGCUCUUUCUCUGGCAAAGAAGAAAGAGGGAUAUCGUAAAAACAAUCAAGAAAUCAUCGAUCUCCUAACUCUGUCUCUCCACAGAGACUUAAGCCUACAGUGUAUAAGUGCAGCUACUAUUGUAAAGGAAGGCUUGAGCUAUGUCGGUGUCCUUCCGUCAUUCCUUAUAUCGUUUGUAUCAGAGCAUGAUACUGAUGGACUGGUGACUCAAGAGAGUGAGGAAGAGGGAGAAGGAAAACUUGAAGAGGAAUCUAGCAUUAGCACUACUGACAGUUCCGUUAAUAGUUGAUUUAUGUAAUAAUUAUUUAAUAUUAUUAUUUUAUCAUUAUGAUAGUCCAUUUAAACUUGAUUUAUGUAACAAUUAUUUAUUAUUAUUAUUAAUAUUAUUUUAUGAUUUAUGAUAGUCCAUUUACACAA
This is a messenger RNA of Amphimedon queenslandica, 2197 nucleotides long. Its product is annotated as protein fem-1 homolog C-like. Gene Ontology annotation, molecular function: protein binding. The transcript has a single exon. Gene Ontology annotation, cellular component: ubiquitin ligase complex. Gene Ontology annotation, biological process: ubiquitin-dependent protein catabolic process. NCBI's taxonomy places the organism in Eukaryota, Metazoa, Porifera, Demospongiae, Haplosclerida, Niphatidae. The record is from RefSeq and is a predicted model, not a curated record. The coding region runs from base 39 to 2069 and encodes 676 amino acids.